Girardinichthys multiradiatus is the source of this 4613-nucleotide messenger RNA. RefSeq lists its product as uncharacterized. The coding region runs from base 497 to 1672 and encodes 391 amino acids. The transcript has 7 exons. The record is from RefSeq and is a predicted model, not a curated record. NCBI's taxonomy places the organism in Eukaryota, Metazoa, Chordata, Actinopteri, Cyprinodontiformes, Goodeidae.
AUAUUGGUCCUUUAAGAGCAUUAAAGAGCAAUUUUGAGCUUUAUCCCUGGUUUUAAAUAUAUUUUGGAACUGAAUAUUUUGAUUAGCAUUGUUUUUAAUGGAUAUUAUUUUUGCUUUUUAUUACAGCUUUUCACUUGUGCGAGACUUUGCGAUUUGGAAGAUUUCCAGUGCUGCCAGCUGUGAUCUUCACCUGUGCUUUACUACACCCACCUUAAAUCAUCUACACUACUGUUACAUCUCAAUCAGAAAACAACACACUGACUAGAUAAACAUAUUCAGACACACAAGACAUUUAUUUUCAAAGCUACACAUAAUAUUCACUAACACACACACUUUCACACACACACAUACAUUCACUCAUCCUCCCACAAACACUGUUUAAUUAAUUUGGAACAUAUUUAAAUACAUUCCACAGUUUGUAUUUUCUCUGUUGCUUUGGUCUAGAUAACCUGUUUUUCCUCCCCCAGUUUUCUUCUGUUCUCAUUGUCUUAACAGGAUGCCACGCAAGGGACGACGCUCCGAGGCCGCCAAGAAGAGAUGGAGGACCCUGGACCUGCAGGGCAGCCAGCCGGACGUCGCCAAGCCCAGGACAUCCCCACCCACCGCGCAGGCUUGGACCCCCACCCGGUCUCCGGAGAAGAAGGUGGAGGGAACUCCGACUGAGAGGACCAGGCCAGCCCGUCGCCAGCCCAGGAGAGCCGCCCCCACGUUGGAGGUUGACGCCCCCGCCGAGUCCUCUCCCGUGCCUCUCGAGGACCAUGUCAGGGAUGACAGCUGCCAGGCUUCUUCGUUGGAACCCUGCGCCAGCGGUCCGCCUGUCCAGACUCUGAGGGCCACACAUUGCCAGGCUGACUACAGAUACGGUACAUUUUCCCGUAAUCACCAGUGCACCUGUAUGGCUCUGACAUUUUUAGCGUACCACAGUGAGGGGUUGCAGUGUGACACAGUGUUACUUGACAGAGUACUUGAGCAAGGAGAUGCACUUUAUGUUGUCAUUAAACAGCAGCUCAUGUUGGACGGUAGAUUUGUUGAUAAUCACUUGACAGUUGAAGAGAUGCCCCAACAAGUACUGACAGACGGGAACAUCUACACUGUACACACAACAGGUGUAAGGGUUGGUCAUGUUUUGUGUCGGAAUGAUAGCCCUCAAAGAUCACGGCGAAUGGGAUUGCCUCUUGCUUCACAACUAGAGUGUCUGUCUGAAAAUGUCACCCAUGCUUUUCUUUUGGUGACUCCAGAGUGCAUUGCAGUUUUCCGGGACAGAGACGGUAGGUUUGGAGUUUUUGAUUCUCACUCCAGAAACUCAGCAGGCCUGCCCCAUCCUAACGGAACUGCAGUAGUCAUGACUUUUAGCAACCUAACGCUCAUGGUUGAACAUCUGUACAAACUCUUUGAGAACCGUGGCCCCUAUGCCACGUAUGAGUUUGUAUCAGUAUCGUUUGUCAGCGACGACAUUGGUGAUGCCCCUCCUCCGGCCUUGAGCAAUCUGAAUAUUUCACCUGGAUCCACACAAGCAAGCCCAGGUGCUAAGAAACCAGAGAGCACUUCUGAUGAAGAGGAAAUGCCAGCUUGGCUUGCUGAAGUUGUAAAGAAGUCCGAUGUCAACCAACAGGACGAGAUGAAAAAGAUCAUGCAGGCCUAUUCAAAACAGUUAGUGCUCAAGAGUCAGUAGCCCGUACAUGUAGUCUACCCCUUAAAAAGUCAUCACGCAGUGUCAUUUUUAUCCAAACUGAUGAAGACUGUGUGAAAAUGAGCCUUCCCAUGAGCAAACUGAUGAACAUGGCCCCAGAUGAAGAGAAUGUUUGGCUGACAGGAUUGCCUGAAAAAUAUCUCGUUUGGAAUGCGUAGCGGAGUGACCCUCAAUCGAUGAAAAUGAAGAACAAGACCCUGUCCCAGAAUACCAAGUUGAUGUCAACAGUGGAGCCAUGCCAGCAAUCGAAAUACCCAAAUUGAGCCCUGCUGCAUGUUUUUGCGACAAACAAAGAGGUGGAUGCUCACAAUGCAGCAGUUGUGGCUUCUUUAUCAACAGUAAUAGUUGAUGUUCAGGCAGAGGACUACAAGAGGGAUACAAAAAACAGGAAACAUGACAAAUCUAGGUAGCUGCGUCAAAGCCAAGAAACGAGAUUUGCCUGACAAUCUACAGGUCGGAUUGGGAAUUACAGUCAUGAUCAUAAGAAACCUGAACGUAGAGGAUGGUCUUGUCAAUGGAACCUUUGGCACUAUUGCAGAUAUCAUCACCAGGACUAAAGAUGGAAACAGAACCGUGAAGUUAAUAGGACUGAAACUGGAUAGUCCCACAGCUGGCCACACCAAAAAAAUCAAAGGGAAACCAGACAACUUUGUUUACAUCGAGAGAUUUCAGGAACAAACCAGCAUAAAAGGAGUUGUUCGAUAUCUGUUUCCAAUCAAGUUGGCGUUUGGAUGUACAGCACACAAAGUACAAGGGAUGACCAUGAAGUCUGCAGUUGUUUCUUUGAAGAGAGUUUUUGAACACGGAAUGGCAUACGUCGCCCUUAGUCGCACAACUUCUCUGGAAUGACGUAAAAUCAUUGAUUUGGAUGAGAAUAAGAUCUACGCCAAUGAAAAUAUCAGAGCAGCUAUGGAUUUUGGAUCUUCUGCUCCAGCUUGUUGCCAAAUGGAGGGUUAUUGUUUCUUUUCACGUAAGAGGUGGUUUACAGGCCACCAAGUUAUGAUCUAGCUACGUCAAAAUCUUUUGGAUGGCCUGAAUUCAAUGGAUAUUCAGCCAGUUGUGGUAUUGGGAGACUUCAACGAGGACCUCCUCUCUCCGGGGAAAAAAGCAAUCAAGGAGUUGUUUGGAAGCAAAGGAUUUACUCAACUCAUUUCGGAUCCAACAACGGAAAGGCAGACUCUCAUUGACCACAUUUACAUAUCUCAGCCAGAAUAUUGUGUUCAGUCAGGUGUGUUGCAGACUUAUUACAGUUACCACAACCCUGUAUAUUGUAUUUUGGCUUCAUUUUCAGCUGCAUCUUCACCAUGACUUGAGAGGAGGGCUGGGAAACAAAUUACACUAGGACAAUAGUCCUGUCAUUUUUAAUGGUACUCCAUCUUAGGUAAAAACACCAAAGUGAGAACAAAUAAUCAGAAUCAAAUGUCCUCAAUGAUUCGCUUGGAUACUGGAAAUCCAGUUGAUGUAUUUAAAGGGUAAUAAGAAUAACGGUGUCGGCUGACGGCCUGUACAGGUCCAGUAACGGCUGUAAGCUUAUUGCUCAUGAAUACUUCAACUUGAGAUGACCACAGUACUCCAUUUGAGGCACCGAGUGGUCACCUAGGAUACCCCUGGGAUAUUGUAAGAAAGUGAAUGUAUUUAACAGGUAAUAAGAAUAGCGGUGUCGGCUGACGGCCUGUACAGGUCCAGUAACGGCUGUGAAGCUUAUUACUCUUGAAUACAGCUACUUCAGACGACCACUGAACUAAUUUGGAGACCAGUGCAUUUUUGAAACAUUUUAUUUAACUCCCCUAGAGAACCUGCUAGAGCUCUCUAGUAUUCUUUUUAUUUUCCUUUUUUGGUUUUCUUUCUGAUCAUGAGCCAAUACUCCAGUCUGAUGGAGCAGUUUUUUCCACACUAUGGACAUUCUCCACUCCGCUCUGUUUGCUUGGCCAUUAUGUUAAUUUGCUUUGAGUGGAAAUAACCGUUUUUUGCCCAGUUUUAGUAAAUGUUUGCAGGCUUGAGAGCAUGCAACGCACGGCAUGACUCAUGAGGGUUCCAAGAAGAGAUGGAGGAGGCUGGACCUGGUCGAUUUGCAGAGCGGCCCAUCAUACGUCACCAAGCGCAGGACACCCCAACCCACCUGGCAGCCUUGAUUCUCCAAGCAGUCUACAGAGAACAAGAUAUGGCUUUCAUUUUGCUUUUCCUUAACUGAGUUUAGAAUAAGUUAUUUUGUGUGCUUUUCUCAUUGAAGUAAUUUGUCUCUUUAUGUCAAGGUUUCUGGACUCCGUGCCCCAUGACCAGGUAUGUCCAUGACAAGUUCAGGGCUUGAAAGUUUCUUUCAACAUGCCAUGGGACGGGUCAUCGCCAUCAACAACUUGACCAACAGCUGGAGCGUCAACGAGGCGGGACCAAACAUCAAGCAUUUGCGGCACACAGUCUGCAACCUCUGGACUUAUGUGGCUAUUUUGAACUUUCAUCCACUUCUCACCAUGAAGGCUCUGAUGUGAAGCAGCAGAUCACAUCCCAACAGGAAACUAAAGUGUCUCAAGUCAAAGAGCUUCAGAAGAAACUAUAGCAGGAGAUCACUGAGCUGAACUAAUUACAUGUAUUGCUUUGUCAGACCAAAUGUUAUUGUUCAAAUCUGUUCUGAAGGAAACUAAUUGUCAUGUUUGUCAUCGCUAAGGACUUCAGUCAUUUCAUAGUGCUUUCUCUUCAAGUUUAUUUGGAUCAAUAAAUGUCUAUCAGUCGGUCGUGGCAGAUGGCCGCUCAUACUGAGCCUGGUUCUGCUGGAGGUUUCUUCCUGUUAAAAGGGAGUUUUUCCUCUCCACUGUCGCUACAUGCAUGCUCAGUAUGAGGGAUUGCUGCAAAGUCAACGCCAGUGACUGUCCACUGUCUCUACAUGCUCAUCCAUGCAAAUAGAACUUGAAAGGCUGGUCAUCUCUGA